AUACAGGAAGUAGAUGCACGCAGCUGAUUGGUCAGGAGCAGCUGAGGAACCGGAAGUGGAUCCAAAGCUCACAACAGUAAUUACAAUCCUAGCAAGAAGUCUGUCUUUAUAUCUUCUUCACCAUAUAUGUCCUAGCAGCAGCUGCGUUGAGUCACGGUUCCGAAAGGGUUCUACGCGGCCUGAGUGGGACCAGGACACGCACGGGAACGGCCCGGGAGCAGAAUCACAGGAGCAAAGUUGUCAUUGUCCUCCUACAAGCUGCUGGCCAUGGAGCUUCUGAUGGAUCGCCUGGAGACUGCGGUGUGGCGACUGGAGCAGGUGACGGCGUCCCGAGUCCUGACUGAUGGCGACCACGUCAACGGCAUCGACGGAGCCGUGUGCGAGGGUGUGGACGCCUUCGAUGCGCUCCUCAGAGGUCCGCUGGCAGAAUACCUCAACAUCAGCCGAGCCAUCGGGAGCCAAGUGGAGAAACAUGCGGAGAUGGUCAAUAAAGCCCUGGAGACUCAGAAGACCUUCCUCAAAAUGGCGGCAACACACCAGGAACCUGCGCAGACGGAACUUCGCGACCUCCUCAAGCCCAUCUCCGACCACAUCCAGGAGAUCCAGAGCUUCAGAGACCGAAACCGGGGCAGCGAGCUCUUCAAUCACAUGUCGGCCGUCAGCGAGAGCAUCCCCGCCCUGGGCUGGGUGGCCGUGAACCAGAAGCCGGGUCCUUUUGUCAAGGAGAUGAACGACGCCGCCAUCUUCUACACCAACAGAGUGCUGAAGGACUACAAAGAAACUGACCGUCGCCAUGUGGACUGGGUGCGCUCCUACCUGUCCAUCUGGACUCACAUGCAGACCUUCAUCAAGCAGCAGCACCCAGUAGGACUCAUGUGGAGCAAGACUGGUCCUAUUGCUCCUCCUUCUCUCUUUGAGGCCCCCAGUGCUCCUCCACCCCCUCCUCCUCCUCCUCCUCCACCCCCUCCCCCGGCGUUGUCCGGUGAAGACCCCCGGGCACCAGGCGACGUCUCCUCAGCAUCAUCUGCCCAGCACUCUGCUCUCUUUGCUCAGCUCAACCAGGGCUUGGACAUCACCAAAGGUCUGAAACACGUCCCGGACCAGCAGAAGACCCACAAGAACCCCCAACUGCGCUGCCAGGAAGCACCUGGGGGCCACGGUGCCAAAGUGGACCCCAAGAAGUCCCCCGAGAAGAGCGGCCCCCAGAAGAAGCUCCCCCUGCUGGAGCUGAAGGGCAAGAAGUGGAUGGUGGAACACUUUGAGGAGAGACCAGACCUGCUGAUCCAGGACACGGAGCUCAAACAGGUGGUCUACGUCUUCGGGUGCAACAACUCCACUCUGCACAUUAAAGGGAAGCUCAACUCCAUCAUCAUAGAUAAGUGCCAGAAGAUGGGCGUGGUGUUUGAGAAGGUUGUGGGCAUCGUGGAGGUGAUUAAUUCCAAGGCUGUGCAGUUACAGGUGUUGGGUACAGUGCCGACUAUUUCCAUCAACAAGACGGAGGGUUGCCAGGUGUACCUGAGCCGUGACGCCUUGCAGUGUCAUGUGGUUAGUGCCACCAGCUCAGAGAUGAACGUCCUGGUGCCACAAGGAGACGACGACUACAAAGAAUUUCCAGUUCCAGAACAGUUCCGAACCGUCUGGGAUGGAAACAAGCUGGUGACAGAACCUGCUGAGAUGGCAGCUUGACCAAGUCAUGUGACCACUGAUCCAUGACAUCAUACAUUGACCUUCUCAUUAUUUCAUGACCUUUUAUUUGGCCUUAAUUUAUUAUCAUUAUUAUCAUCAUCAUAUUGUCAUUAUGGAGUAGGACAAAAAAAUGAUUUAUUCCAAAAUGGAAUGAAUUAAUUUUUUUCCCCUCAAAAUUCGACACAAAAUACCCCAUAAUGACGACGUGAAUAAGCUUUCUAUUAUGAUUUUAACAAAUGAAUCAAUUGUAUGAAUAAAAGUGUGUUAGUACUUCUAUA
Molecule: messenger RNA, 1964 nt
Organism: Entelurus aequoreus (snake pipefish)
Lineage: Eukaryota; Metazoa; Chordata; Actinopteri; Syngnathiformes; Syngnathidae
Product: adenylyl cyclase-associated protein 2-like
Exons: 14
Coding region: 268-1686 (472 amino acids)
Biological process (GO): cytoskeleton organization; cell morphogenesis; regulation of adenylate cyclase activity
Cellular component (GO): cytoplasm
Molecular function (GO): adenylate cyclase binding; actin binding
Source: RefSeq, a predicted model, not a curated record